CUCACGGAGGGCGGGGCGGGGCGGGGCGCCGCCCCCCCGGUGCUGACAGGCAGCGGCCUCAUCCAAUGGGGCGGCGGCGGCGCCUCUCGGGAAGGGCGGCGGAGCCAAUCGCAGGUGGUGUGCGCGUCGGCGGCCGCGGUUGCUGUCUUUUCUCUCUCGUGCGCGGAGUGGCCGGCGGCACGCGCAGGCUCUUGAAGCAAUAGGCUGUUGGAUUUUGAUCCCGCCCAGAAUACCUGAGUUUUUCUCUGCAAGGAUAUAUAAUAGCGGUUUUGCUUGCCCACAUAAGAAAAAAAGGCAAUGGAGACUGAACAACAGGAAGAGACCUUUACCAACACGGAGACAAAUGACCUCUCUACAGGCAAACGUCCUGCAGAAGAUAUGGAGGAAGAGCAGGCCUUCAAAAGAUCUCGAAACACAGAUGAAAUGGUGGAACUGCGCAUCUUGCUGCAGAGCAAAAAUGCUGGAGCUGUGAUUGGAAAAGGUGGCAAAAAUAUUAAAGCACUUCGUACAGAUUACAAUGCCAGUGUUUCAGUCCCAGACAGCAGUGGCCCCGAGCGCAUUUUGAGUAUAAGUGCAGAUAUAGAGACAAUUGGAGAAAUCUUGAAGAAGAUUAUCCCUACUUUAGAAGAGUAUCAACACUACAAAGGCAGCGACUUUGACUGUGAAUUAAGACUUCUCAUUCACCAGAGUUUGGCAGGAGGAAUUAUUGGUGUCAAGGGUGCUAAAAUUAAAGAACUCAGAGAGAACACUCAGACCACCAUUAAGCUCUUUCAAGAAUGUUGUCCUCAUUCUACUGACAGAGUGGUGCUUAUUGGUGGAAAACCUGAUAGGGUUGUUGAGUGCAUCAAGAUUAUCUUGGAUCUUAUCUCUGAGUCUCCAAUUAAAGGACGGGCCCAGCCUUAUGAUCCCAAUUUCUAUGAUGAAACAUAUGACUACGGUGGCUUCACCAUGAUGUUUGAUGAUAGAAGGGGACGUCCAGUGGGCUUUCCGAUGCGUGGGAGGGGAGGCUUUGAUCGAAUGCCCCCUGGUCGUGGUGGACGACCUAUGCCUCCCUCGAGAAGAGAUUAUGAUGAUAUGAGCCCUCGCAGAGGACCUCCACCACCUCCACCAGGUCGUGGUGGUAGAGGUGGCAGCAGAGCUCGUAAUCUUCCUCUUCCUCCUCCACCACCUCCUCGUGGCGGAGAUCUGAUGUCCUAUGACCGAAGGGGCAGACCAGGAGAUCGUUACGAUGGCAUGAUGAUGCAGUGUCAUGUGGAUGCUUGUGAUGACAUGCAGCCACCAGAGUUGUUUGAGGGUGGCUCUGGUUAUGAUUAUUCUUAUGCAGGGGGGCGCGGUUCAUAUGGAGAUCUUGGUGGACCCAUCAUCACAACACAAGUAACAAUUCCCAAAGAUUUGGCAGGAUCUAUUAUUGGAAAGGGAGGCCAGAGAAUCAAACAAAUACGUCAUGAGUCAGGAGCUUCAAUCAAAAUUGAUGAACCAUUAGAAGGCUCAGAAGAUCGGAUAAUAACAAUCACAGGAACACAGGACCAGAUACAAAAUGCACAAUAUUUGCUGCAGAACAGUGUGAAGCAGUAUGCAGAUGUUGAAGGAUUCUAAUGCAAGAUUAUUUUUUCUUUUUUAUAGUGUGAAGCAGUAUUCUGGAAAGUUUUUCUAAGACUAGUGAAGAACUGAAGGAGUCCUGCACCCCUAUUUUUUUUUUUUUAAUCUGCUUCUGUUUAAAAAGCCAACAUUCCUCUGCUUCAUAGGUGUUCUGCAUUUGAGGUGUAGUGGAAUCUUUACUGUCCACCAGAUGUAAUGUUUUAGUUCCUUACAAAUACAUGGGGGGAGGGAGCACGAGACUAACACUGAAAUUUUGAAGCAGCAGAGAGAUUGAAUUCUAUUUUUGUUCAUCGUUGGUGGUAAAUUGUAAUGUUUUUCUGUAAUUGUUGUGUACACCCUGCUUUUAUGUACACGGUGUCUUAUUUUAAAGGGGGAUGAAUUCUGGUAGGCCUCAUGUCCCUGGUAUCUGUUGAGAGCAGUAUGCAGAAUGUAAUGCUUUUUUGUAAGAAACAUUUUAGGAUUUUUAAAUAAAUUUAGUGAACCUAUUCUUGGUGGUCAUUUUUUUUCAGGUCUACAUAAGAUAAUAACUAAAAUGAAUACACCUAGUUUGGUUGGGUUUUUUUCCCCAUAUGAAUUAAAGUUGCUGUUAAGCUUGCUCUUCAGCUUCCUUGAUAUAGAUGGAGUUAUGUGGGGGUUUUUGACAAAUUAAAGAAAUUGUGUGAAAACAAUGACUGCUUUGCUGUUUGGGGGAAAAAAAAAGUUAAAAUAUACACAAAAAAUGUGUAAAACUUGACAUUUUUGCAAGUGUUUGGCCCUCUUUGCAGUACAUAUAUAUAUUGGUGACAGUAUAUAAAUAAAAUAUUUAAAAACUUUGUGAUGUCACUGAGUAAACAGUGGUAAAGUACACCUGGUUAUAGACAGCUUGCUUAAUGCAGAUAACACUGUUAGAAAUGACAGUUGCUCUACCAUUUCUGAAUAAAUUAUAGCUGUUUCCUGAGCUUUUUUUUGUAUGAGGUAGAAAUUGCAAAUUGGCAAAUUGACAGUAUCUAACUCUGUAACUUGUAAUUGUAUGCAAAACUUAAACUUGUUUGGUUUCCCAGCUGUAUGUUGAAUUCCAUAAGAAUUAUUUGUGAGAAAUUAAAAAAAAACAUAUAAAGCCUCUAGAUAUCUCAUGUAAUACCUUGGCAUUUGUAUUUAUAGUUAAAAGUUUUAAUUUCACUUCCUGAAUAAAAACAAAUUAAAAAACGUA
Pipra filicauda (Wire-tailed manakin) is the source of this 2788-nucleotide messenger RNA. RefSeq names its product heterogeneous nuclear ribonucleoprotein K (gene HNRNPK). The transcript has 16 exons. The record is from RefSeq and is a predicted model, not a curated record. Gene Ontology annotation, molecular function: mRNA binding. The coding region runs from base 298 to 1596 and encodes 432 amino acids. NCBI's taxonomy places the organism in Eukaryota, Metazoa, Chordata, Aves, Passeriformes, Pipridae. Gene Ontology annotation, biological process: regulation of transcription by RNA polymerase II; regulation of mRNA splicing, via spliceosome. Gene Ontology annotation, cellular component: cytoplasm; nucleus.